This is a messenger RNA of Stylonychia lemnae, 603 nucleotides long. Lineage: Eukaryota; Ciliophora; Spirotrichea; Sporadotrichida; Oxytrichidae. The record is from the annotation of a GenBank genome assembly.
AUGAGCACCUAUACUUUUCCUUCUGCUGAUCAUUACCCAAAGAAUUUUAAUACUAAAAUUUCAAAGAAGGACGGGCUUAAAUAUCAAGAGAUAACUUGUCCCAUUACAGGAAAGCCAGCUAAAUAUAAGGAUCCAUUGACUCAGUAACCUUAUGCUAACAAAGAUGCAUUCAAAAUUAUUAGGGAAAAGUAUUUCUCGAAAGAGGAAGAAAAACUGUUUGUUCGAUUGCAAGUUUUGAAUGAUUUAUUAGCCUAGAAGAGAGAUAAACUUAGAAGAUAUCAUCAGGGCAACAGAAAUUUAGAUCUUUAGGAUCCAAUGAGGCAAACUAUUUUGAAAAAUUUAGCUGCUUCAUAAAAUGUUAAGAAACCCUACAAUGCUCUUGGUAUAAACGACGAUGGAUAAAAUUAACACAUUAUGCAAUCUGAAAAUUUGGGUCAAGAAAAGAAUAAGCAGGAUGAUGGGGAGGAUAGAUAAUUAGAAGAGGAAAAUAUUAAUUAGGGAGAUUCUCAGAUUUAAAAUGAGAUUAUUGUUGAUUCGCAUUUGGAGUAGGCUAACAAUAUAUUAUAAGAGGAUGACAGUAAUGUAAAAAUGGAGGUAGAAUGA